UUAGUGUGUAAUGAAACAGAACUAGAAAGAUGUCAUGAAGGCAAUGACUGCUUUAAAAAGCUGGGGUAAACUUCUGAAAUACCUUGAUUAAAACAAGCUACAUGAAAGGCCCUCAAACCACUUCCCUCAUGGUUUUCCUCCGAAUGUCUUUCACGUGAAAUGGGCCUGAGCCACUCUAAGGCUCACCCUAGGGUGACCAAAGUAGCACCUUUGCAAAACAAAGAGGAAGAGACUCCCUUGACUGGCCCUGUGGACAUCACAUUCAAUCAGAACCUGCAAGAACAGAGUUCAUAUUCGUUGGCAAGGCUGCAGGACCCGAAGAAAGCUUUGGAAGGGCAGCUGCCACCUCUACGAGAAACUCGGUAUGGAAGAUAUUUUGCAGCAUCCAGGGCCAUGUAUUUUGACAUCCCACUGGAACAGGGAGAAACAAGUAUUAUUAAAAGGCAUCCACCCCAAAGACUUCAAAAGCUCGAACCCACUGACUUGCCACAAGUAAUUACUUCUGAAAGGCUUCUGAGCCAGCGAGGAGCUGGGACAAUGCGCAAAGCAAAGGAACUGGAAAAGAAAAUGCAAAUGCCAAUGUAUACUUCUGGGAACAGGCAAUAUUUGCAUAAGAUGCAAAUGCUGGAAAUGAACCGUAAAAGGCAAGAGGCCCAAAUGGAGUUGAAGAAAAGUCUUCACCAGGAGGCAAGAAUUAAUAAGCAAAAACUGAGGGACCAUAAAGCCAACAAAAUCCUUCAAAGCAUCCCAAGGAAUAAUGACCAUGACCUUCUAACCAUGUUGCCUGAUGAAACCUUGAAUAGAAGUCCAGGAAAUUCACAGAAUGUAGAAGUUUUAGAACAUCAUUCAAUGCAUGACUACUGUCCUCGGAAAAUUGGCAAAAUGGAAACAUGGCUCCGUGCACAAGAGGCCCAGGGACAGUUUCUUUGGGACAGUUCUAGCUCUGACUCAGAUGAGUUGGGGAAAGAUGAGAAAAAACCACGAGCACUGGUAAGAAGCGUAUUUCCACCAAAGAAAUACAUAAACUGCCCAGCUAGCAUUUUUGAAAAAGUAUGAUCCUUGAGAGGAUGAAUGAAUCCAGCCUAUUCAUGGUGUCCUCACACUUGAUGUUCGAUCCAGAAGGCUUAAAAUAAAGUGGAUGGGCAACUCUAGCCCUGAAGAUAGUGGAGCCAAAAGCACAUCUUCAUCACUUUGUGACUUAAAAUCCAACUUCACAAAACCCCCUUCUAUAAACUUACUGGACUGUGAGCUACAUGAGGCAUGGACUAUGUCUUCUCCCUGUGGCAUCUCCGCUUUCUAGCAUGACAUCUGGCACGGAGUUGAUCAUUAAAUGUUUGCUGAAUUAAUUGA
Lemur catta (Ring-tailed lemur) is the source of this 1350-nucleotide messenger RNA. It is a transcript of the gene CCDC198, whose product is annotated as coiled-coil domain containing 198. The record is from RefSeq and is a predicted model, not a curated record. The transcript is spliced from 7 exons. Lineage: Eukaryota; Metazoa; Chordata; Mammalia; Primates; Lemuridae. Bases 160 to 1056 code for a protein of 298 amino acids.